CCCAUAUCCAUCACUAAUUCAUGACGCGGAUAUUCACACUCCCUUGCUUACCUCAUUGCCCCCCUCCCCCUCCUACGAGUAAUAAAGUCGUUCCGUAGGACGCAUUGAUGGUGAUGGUGACGACUUGAUUACCUUAACGGUCCGGUAUACUGCUUCACAUUGAUCGAGGCAUAGAUAUAUCGGUCGCCGUAACGCCACCAUCACAGAGCCUUAUCCAUCCGAUAUUCAUUGCCAUACCAUUUCCUUUUCUUUAUUAUAUUAUUAUAUUAGGUACAUAUACAUACCUAUAGAUAUCUCUCAUGAGAACGUUUAUCUCCUUCGCGCCCCGCACCUAAUCUAUACUCUCUCAAACGAAGAUUAUAUCUUUCCAUGCGGCACAACCCUCCGCCAACAACCAAAGAAAGCACAAUAGGUAGAAUUUUCUCAGCGCUAUCGGAAUAGGAACUGGCAACUCGCAAGACCAAGCGGCUCGAUCGCAAUCAUGGCAUCAACACCAAUUGAACACCCCACCACGACGCAAACCUUGCCCUCGAAACAGCACCCCAUUCCCUUCUCCAUCGCCCCGAACGGCACACGCACUCAACUCUCCUCCAUCCUCCCGCCUCUGAUCUUCGGCACCGCAACCUUCAACCACCAAUACAACACCGACCCCUUCGCCCUCGACACCACAGGCCUUACCACAUCCGCCCUUACCCACGGCAUCCGCGCCUUCGAUACAUCUCCCUACUACGGCCCUUCUGAACAACUCCUCGGCACUGCCCUUUCAACUCCCUUUGUGCGCGAAACUUUUCCCCGAGAAUCCUACCUCCUCCUCACGAAAGUCGGCCGCAUCGCCUCCUCCACCUUCGACUACUCCGCCCCAUGGGUCCGCCAGUCCAUAUCUAACUCUCUCUCCCGUCUCCAGACAUCCUACCUUGACCUCGUAUAUUGCCACGACGUCGAAUUUGUAUCUCCCGCUGAGGUCCUGACCGCCGUCCGCGAAUUGCGUCGGAUCCGCGAUGAGGAGGGCACGAUUAGAUAUGUCGGCAUCUCAGGCUAUCCUCUCGACGUUCUGUGCGAGGUAGCGGAACUCGUACACCGCGAGACGGGCGAGCCGCUAGAUGCAGUUCAGUCGUACGCGAACUUCACGCUGCAAAACCAGCGGCUGGCGGGGGAGAAGGGCAUACAGAGGUUGAAGGCUGCCGGGGUUGACGUGGUGCCCAAUGCGUCGCCGUUAGGGAUGGGACUGCUAAGAAGGCAGGGUGUGCCCGUGGGGUCUUUGGGGGAUUUUCAUCCCGCGGGGAGGGAGUUGCGCGCGAGGGUGAGGCAAGCGAGCGAUUUUUGCGACAGGCAUGGUGAAAAACUGGAGGUCAUCGCCAUACGCUGGGCGUUGGAAUCGUGGAUCUCAACCGGAGCCUUGUGCGGCUCACAUGGCGACCCUGCGUCCGGUGUUCCAUGGAUGCGAGAGUCGAAUGACGAUGUUGGCGGCGCGAAGCUAGGCGUCAGCGUCAUCGGCGUGUCGAAGCCUGAGGAGUUAGAGAAGACCAUGUUAGUCUGGAGGAGCAUACUGGAUGGGCUUGAGGGUGGGGAGGACACGGCAGUGAGGGCAGGACGGUGGUAUCGUGCGUGGGAGUGGAGUCGGAACCGAAGGGUUGCUGUACAGAUUCUCGCGGAAGGGGUACAGGAGAUCCUGGGCGAGUGGUUCGAUUACGCUUGGGAGAGCCCUGGGGAGGGGUUUGUAAACGAUAAGAGGACCCAGUCCAUUACCACACCCGCCGCUACCAUCAUAGAGAAGGUCAACAAAGAUGGCGCAGAGAAUCCGUGGUUAACUCCUGCAGCGAGUCCUGCCGCCACACCUGUCGAGGGCGAUGAGGUUGUCGAGAAGAGCUUGCCUCUACGAUGACCCAUGCCUUUUCACACUUCGUAUUUCCUUGAUUCUUCCUCCUUCCUGUCUUCCCCUUCCCUUUCCCAAUUCACAUGAUGCGUUCAUUUAAGGUCUGGUUUGGCCUGGUUUGGCCUGGUUUGGCGGAUGUCUGCUAUAUAGAAUAGGGUCUGAUACACGGUUGGUAGGAUAUGCACGUAACUAUGUGAGCAACUACAAGACGAAGAAACGUGGAACAUUGUAUAUCGAGUCUGUGGGGGCACAUAUUUACUCCCUCAACCCUCGGCCUCCUAUCUUUUCGUUAUCACCACCUGGAGAAAGAGAGGGAGAUAAUGUAUAUGUGCGUUUGUGAUUUGUAGACUCGUUAAAUAAUACCGAUGUACGAUGUUGCGCCAUGCAACAUCUAGAUGCCUUUUAGUAAAAUAACACAAGGUGAAAAAGUGUACAACAUAAGCCUAGAGUAAAAAGGUAUGCUUAUUUCCAUAGAUUCAUAGCACGA
Molecule: messenger RNA, 2360 nt
Organism: Aaosphaeria arxii CBS 175.79
Lineage: Eukaryota; Fungi; Ascomycota; Dothideomycetes; Pleosporales
Product: L-galactose dehydrogenase (L-GalDH)
Exons: 1
Coding region: 482-1882 (466 amino acids)
Biological process (GO): dehydro-D-arabinono-1,4-lactone biosynthetic process
Cellular component (GO): cytosol
Molecular function (GO): D-arabinose 1-dehydrogenase [NAD(P)+] activity
Source: RefSeq, a predicted model, not a curated record